CGUUAUCCACUUCCUGUGGGCAUGUAACACUCUCUUUCCUCUGUUUUCCCAACCUCACUUCCCCCAUCUUCACCAAAACCUUCCUUUCAACUUCCAUGGCUGCCACCACAACUUCACCCUUCAAAUCCAUCUCCACUAUACUUUCUCUCUUCUCUCCCUCAAAACCCUCUCUUCCAAAUCCCUUUGCCUCCGUAAACUCCCACCUCACCACCUCCAAACUCUCCAUUUCCACCCGGAAUUUGACAACUUUUAAACGGACUAUAGGAUGCAAGGCGGCGGAAGUGUCGGUUGCGGAAGAAUCUCCGGCGUCGGACGGUGGUGGGAAAAAUUGGGUUCCGGUGGUGCCGUUGUCGGCGUUGCCUAGAGGAGAGAGAAGAGUGAUCAUUCAAGAUGGGGAGACAAUUUUGCUUUUGUGGUACAAAGAUGCGGUUUUCGCUAUUGAAAAUCGGUCCCCGGCUGAAGGUGCUUAUAGUGAGGGUUUGCUUAAUGCCAAACUUACCCAAGAUGGGUGCAUAGUCUGCCCGACAACAGACAGUACAUUUGAUCUUCGAACUGGAGAAAUUAAGGACUGGUAUCCAAAUAACGCAGUGCUUAGAGUUCUCACUCCUGCUUUGAGGGGAUUGUUCGUCUACCCAGUGAAAUUUGAUGAUCAAAAUAUCUACAUCAGCAUGGGUGUUAGUUCAAAUAUGGAUGCUUCUGCAGAGAUCGUGUUUAGUGGGAAGGCUCAACCUGGUAUAACUGCUACAGAUGUUAACGUGGAAGAGGUGAAAAUGGUGGUUGAUGAAAGUUCAGGAGGAUUUGGUUUCACACGGAAGAACGAAGUGAUUAACGGAAAGGCUGCUGUUAUUGGGUUCCUAUUAUUAUUAGAUUUCGAACUUCUAACCGGUAAAGGCCUUCUCAAGGGGACUGGAUUCUUGGAUUUCCUUUAUUCUGUUACUGAUGCUUUCAAUUAAGCAGAUUGUUUUCACCAACAUACAAACAACAUAUUCAUGCAUAAUAUAGAUACACCAAUAUAUAAAAGCAUAAGUAAAUUUUUGGUGAA
Messenger RNA from Spinacia oleracea (spinach), 1042 nucleotides. RefSeq lists its product as uncharacterized. Gene Ontology annotation, molecular function: nitrite reductase [NAD(P)H] activity; 2 iron, 2 sulfur cluster binding. Bases 96 to 953 code for a protein of 285 amino acids. Lineage: Eukaryota; Viridiplantae; Streptophyta; Magnoliopsida; Caryophyllales; Amaranthaceae. The transcript has 3 exons. The record is from RefSeq and is a predicted model, not a curated record.